Messenger RNA from Acipenser ruthenus (sterlet), 3613 nucleotides. RefSeq names its product myogenesis-regulating glycosidase-like. NCBI's taxonomy places the organism in Eukaryota, Metazoa, Chordata, Actinopteri, Acipenseriformes, Acipenseridae. The coding region runs from base 324 to 2372 and encodes 682 amino acids. The transcript is spliced from 3 exons. Gene Ontology annotation, biological process: skeletal muscle fiber development; carbohydrate metabolic process. Gene Ontology annotation, molecular function: hydrolase activity, hydrolyzing O-glycosyl compounds. The record is from RefSeq and is a predicted model, not a curated record.
AGUCCAAUCCUUAACGUCCUAAGUGCGACGUAAUGUGUUUUUUUGCCUGAUUUUCCCGAGCAGGAGGCGGGAUUCGGUUGGGGGUAAGAAUGUUUACUGUCUAGUUUCUGACAAAAAGGUUAAUCCAAGGAAUAAACGAGACCGGCAAGCAUUAUCCCUCCUCUUCCUCCUUGCCUAGCAGAAUGAAAAGUUAAAGGACCUCCCCUCCCACCCCAGCUUCACUGUUGAGCCAUUAUUGCAGCUAUCUUUCUCCCAAACCCGCACGUAUCCAGGCACUAUACCAUACCCUGCAGAGAGGUGGCAGGCCAAGGAUAUUGAACGUCAUGUAUCAGAUGGUGCAGGGGAAUGUCGCCGCCAGCCCUGUCAACCCCAAGCUCAAGCAGACCAAGCAAAUGCGCCCACUAGUGGGGGCGAGCGUCCUCGGAAUGCUGCUGGUGCUCGCUGCGGUCGUGGCCUGGAGCUACUACACUGCCUCGCUGCGCAAGGCGGACCUGCUCAAGACUGAGCUGCUGGAUCUCAACCGCGAUGGCUUCGUCAUCUGGAACCGCCCGGGCGGGAAGAUUGUCUUCCGCAUGGACUUCAGGUCAGGGGCCCUGGACCUGGACUCGUGUUCGAAGGAUGGUAAGAUCCUGAGCUGCACCCAGUCUGAUGCUGGGAAGCUGAACUUUUUCAUCCAGACGGUGAAGCCCAAAGAGACUGUGAUGUGCUACCGCGUGCGCUGGGAGGAGUUUUCAGAGCGUGAGGUGGAGCACGCCAUGUCCUAUAAGGGGGCGCACUGGUACGGGGGUGCUGAAACCAGCACCCAGCACUGGCCCAUCUUGAUCUCCGGGUUGCAGCCUCCCAAACCGUUUUUGACGAGCGACAUCUACUCUAACCGUGAUGCCUUUGGGGGAAUCCUGGAGAGGUACUGGCUCUCCUCCAGCGCGACCGCCAUCAAGAUAAACGACUCUGUGCCCUUCCACCUGGGCUGGAACGCUACAGAGGAGACCCUCUACUUCCAAGCCAGAUACCAGAACACCCCCUACAAGCCUGCCCCUGGGCAGGAGCCUUUCCCAGAGCUGAGUUACCGUGUCUGCGUCGGGUCUGAUGUGACCUCCAUCCACAAGUACAUGGUUAGGAGGUACUUCAACAAGCCCACCAAGGUGCCCUCGGAAAACAUUUUCAAAUACCCCAUCUGGUCCACCUGGGCCAUCUACAAGUCUGGGAUCGACAGGGAGAAGCUCCUGAGAUACGCGGAGAACAUCAAGAAGAACAACUUCAACUGCAGCCACCUGGAGCUUGACAACCGGUACACCACCUACUACGGUGACUUCGAGUUCGACCCUGUCAAGUUCCCCAAUGCCACGGAGAUGUUCCAGAAGCUCAGGGACGACGGCUUCCACGUGUCCCUCUGGACGCACCCGUUCAUCAAUUACAACUCCUCCAACUUCGGCGUGGGCAUCGAGAGGGGCCUUUUCGUCAGGGAGCCCACGGGCCAGCUGCCCGCCAUGGUGCGCUGGUGGAACGGCAUUGGGGCCAUCCUGGAUUUCACCAACCCGGCGGCACGGGACUGGUACCUGUCCAAUUUGAAAGACCUCAAGUCCAAGUACGGGGUAGCUUCCUUCAAGUUCGAUGCCGGUGAAACCAGUUACCUCCCUGAGCAGUUCAGCACUUUCACCCCGCUGCCCGACCCCAGCUACUUCACGCGGCGCUACACAGAGAUGGCCAUGCCUUUUUACGAACGCGCUGAGCUGCGAGUGGGUUACCAGUCGCAGAACAUCUCCUGCUUGUUCCGCAUCAUUGACCGGGACUCCGUCUGGGGCUUCGAGCUGGGCCUCAAGUCCCUCAUCCCUACAGUGCUCACCAUAAGCAUCCUGGGGUACCAGUUCAUCCUGCCGGACAUGAUCGGAGGCAACGUCUACCCCAACCGCACCGACGGCUCAGGGGAGCUGCCGGACCGGGAGCUCUACAUCCGCUGGCUGGAGCUGUCUGCAUUCAUGCCCUCCAUGCAGUUCUCCAUCCCACCCUGGCACUACGACAAGGAGGUCAUCGAGAUCGCGCAGAGGUUCACAGCCCUCCACGAGACCCUGGUGGCCCCCCUGGUUCUGGAGCUGGCGGGGGAGGUGUUGGAUACCGGGGACCCCAUCAUCCGGCCCCUCUGGUGGAUCGCCCCCAACGAUGAGAAUGCCCACAUAGUCGACUCGCAGUUCCUCAUCGGGGACACCCUCAUGGUGGCUCCCGUGCUGGAGCCUGGCAAGCAAGAGAGGGACAUAUACCUCCCCAAAGGCAAGUGGCGGAGUUACAAAGGGGAGCAUUUUGAUAAAACGCCCCAACUGCUCACUGAUUACCCCAUCGAUCUGGAUGAGAUAGCUUAUUUCACCUGGGUGUCUUAGGGCUUUUUGCCGCCGGUUUUAUUGGAGUCAAAAAGUACUGAAAAAUGACAUACACACACCGAGCGAAGGUCAUUCUGUUGACCAGUCAUUCUGUUUACCGGCAGCCCUACUCUGUCCCCCCAUGUGUCUUCAUUAACAAUCCAGUUGAAGUUCCUUAUUUUUGUUAGGGUGAAAUAUCUUUAGCCCUGAAGUUCAGUCUAUAACCCAUAGUAUGUGUGUGUGUUUGUUUUGCUUUACCUUUUUCUUAAAUGCUUUUUAUACAGCAAUCGAUGAGAACAAUUUGGAGUCCAGACUGAAUGCAUUAUGAUGCUGAACUUUUCAUAAUUUGCAGUGGUUACAGCUCAGUCAUGCUUACUGAAAUAGUAUGUUAUUAUCUUUCUAUCUAUUAUUAUUCUUAUACAAUCACUUCCUGUUACUGAUUACUGUUACAGAUCAUUCCAGACCAGUGUAAUAACAGGGAUAUUAUUUCUUAUACUAAUACCUGGGGUUGUAAUGUCUGUGCACUGGCAUAACAGAUUGUGUGACUCUGUUGAGGUAGAGACUUUAAGCUUAAAGCACUAAAUUACAUAUGGUCCUUGACUGGCCUUGCAGCAGGAGAUGGGUGUUGUGUUUGGACGGGGAAUUUGGUUUUCUCUGUAUCCACUUGUAGUAAAAGGUGUCAUGCUACACUAGCUGCCUCACACAGCAGAUCUCUGUUGUGGAAAAGCUCCAGCUAGACCUUGUCUCUCUCCCGAGUUUGUUAAUGUAAAAGAAUUAACCUUUUAAGUAAGAUUGCAAUUUAAAUCUUCACUAAAUGUGUACAACUCUGAGAGAGGGAAAGUUCAGUUAAAAAUAAAAUAAUAAUUUACAAAAGCGUAUGUAAAAUUGAAUUAAUAAAAAAAUCUAAAGCAUGGUUAUACAUUUCAGAUACUAACGUUUCUGCGGAAAUUGCACCUAUAUUUGUCCUUUUUAUACUGUGAAUAAAAGGAACCUUUAUAGCUGCCUUUAUAACCAUACCGUACAUUACACUACACAGUCACAUAGUGCCCGUCACCUGUAAGCAUAGAGGUGCCUUAAAAUCACAGUAAUGUUUCUGAAUGCUAAAUUAUGUGGAAGGUUUGUGCAGUGCCAUUGUUUCUCAGGGUUCCUUUGCUGUGUUGUAUGACCCUGGUUGUUUAACUUAUAAUUGCUUCCUUGUGCCUCCUCACUAACCAAGAUUUGUAAUCCUUUAUGGAGAGGAGGAGGCAAGGAUGGAUGUUGGG